GGGAGAGAGAGUCGCAGGCAGAGGUAAGCCAGAGACGGUACGGUGUGGGGCUGUAGCUACGGUGUCAGCGGCAAGUAUGAGAGGAGACAAGUUUACGAGCUGAAGCUGGCUGAUUGACAGCCUCUGUCGCAUUCUGUGGAGGGACCACUUGUACCGGCGGACGUCGAGAAGACGCGGUGUAGCCUGUGCGACUAACAAAACCUAAACUAAACCUUUAAAAACAACUGGUGGACACACGGGGUUUGUGGAUAGACGUUGGCAGCGGCGGCGGCGGCGGCAGGAGCAGGGAGAGAGUGUGAGUGCUUUGGCGGCGUUCCCGCUGCUAGAGAAACAUGAACAAAAACCACCGAGUGCCGAGCAGCCGUUCUCUGAAUGCAGUGGAGGUGAAGAGCAAGUUUGGUGCAGAGUUUCGUCGGUUCUCUCUGGAACGGUCCAAGCCAGGCCGCUUCGAUGAGUUCUACGGUCUCCUGCAGCACGUGCAUCGCAUCCCCAAUGUGGAGCUGUUGGUGGGCUACGCUGACGUGCACGGUGACCUGCUGCCCAUCAACAAUGACGACAAUUACCACAAGGCCAUCUCUACAGCCAACCCUCUACUCAGGCUGUUCCUCCAGAGGAAAGAGGAAGCUGAUCAUGGAACAUUUGGUACCGAUUCCCUGACCAGGAAGAAGAACACUGUGCUUUCUGCGGUUCUUCUGCGGCCUGAUCACAACAAGAAAAAACCUCCAGUGAUAAUCAGCCUCCCUAAAGACUUCCGGCCUGUAUCGUCCAUCAUCGACGUCGACAUCCUCCCGGAGACGCACCGACGUGUUCGUCUGUACAAGCACGGCCAGGAAAAACCACUGGGUUUCUACAUCCGUGAUGGUUCCAGUGUACGGGUCACCCCACAGGGCUUGGAGAAAGUCCCAGGAAUAUUCAUCUCUCGCUUGGUGCCAGGCGGGCUUGCGGAGAGCACCGGCCUACUGGCGGUUAAUGACGAAGUGCUGGAAGUGAAUGGUAUCGAGGUUGCUGGGAAGUCGCUGGAUCAGGUGACAGACAUGAUGAUCGCCAACAGCCACAACCUCAUCAUCACCGUAAAGCCUGCCAACCAGCGGAACAAUAUCGUUCGUAGUGGAGUAGGCGGAGGAGGGGGUGCAGCAUCUGGUAGUUCAGGACGCUCAUCAGACAGCGGCGCCAGUUACUACGGCUACUCGUCACACAGUGCUGCAGCCUCCAUACCACCACACAUCAUCCAGAACUUCCCUGUUGGGGAGUUGGAGAGCGAUGAAGAUGAAGAGGACUUGGUAAUUGAGGCUGGAGGCGAGGCUGAGCCAAUCAGACAUGUGGCCUCCAACCACAGCAUGAGCUCACUGCCUCGUUACGAACCACACCUCAACCUCCGCACCGCCACCACUUCCACCUUCUCCAUUAACACCAAUGGGACCCUGCCCACCAGCGGCAGCAGUAGUUCCCUAAGCAACAUCAAGGCUACAACGCCGUCCCCAGACAGAGCCAUGGAGAGGGGGAGUUUGGAGGAGGACGGUACUGUUAUAACGCUGUAGACUGGACAUCCUGGACAUUUUACACACUACACACUGGAGACCAGAGAAAUAAACACUCUUGUACUUUAACACAGAUGGAGGGUUGAUGGAGAAAUCAAAUAAAACCCAGGAACAUACAGUUCCAUCUCACAGUGACUAAACCUGAGAAGCACAAACAUACGUCUGCGUAUUACAUCUCGACCUACUAAAUUUGUCCUUUCACAUCAAACACUACACCCCCAUACUUUGCUCUUCUGAAUGCCAAUGACCACAUAUUUGUGCCAUAGCAGUGACAGCCCCCAUUCCUGGUUCUGCAGCCACAAAAACAACAACAGAAAAACCCCCUGAAAAUGUCCACUGUUUCUGUUUAUUCUAAACGCACCUGUUUUUAAUCCCAUAACUGUUAUUCCGCCGAACUUCCUUUAGCGGGCAGAAAUAGGAAGCCCAUCCAUACCCAUCACAUAUUUCCUCUUUUUAAGUCGUGCUAACAAGCUAAUAUCACCCGUAAAGCAAAAAUUGUCCCUCACAAGGCACAGCAAACAACUAUGCUGAGCUAUAUAUAUAUAUAUAUACAAUUUUUUUGGGGGGGAGGAGAAUCCCAUAUAGAAGAAGUAUUGUUUUCUUUGUGCUGGCUCAGAUGGCAUUAAACACUGCCGUCUAUACUUGAUGUGACAAUGACUGAUAAUGAAAGAUUGGUGAUUUUGAUAAAUAUUUGCACAUCUUGUCCUUGGGCUUUUCCUAUCCUGUUUUUAUUAUUAUUAUUAUUAUU
This is a messenger RNA of Pundamilia nyererei, 2286 nucleotides long. RefSeq names its product par-6 partitioning defective 6 homolog beta (C. elegans) (gene pard6b). Gene Ontology annotation, cellular component: apical plasma membrane; cell cortex; nucleus. Gene Ontology annotation, biological process: centrosome cycle; establishment or maintenance of cell polarity; regulation of cellular localization. The transcript is spliced from 3 exons. Gene Ontology annotation, molecular function: protein binding. NCBI's taxonomy places the organism in Eukaryota, Metazoa, Chordata, Actinopteri, Cichliformes, Cichlidae. The coding region runs from base 333 to 1538 and encodes 401 amino acids. The record is from RefSeq and is a predicted model, not a curated record.